UACUCAGGUUAGUAGUUUGACAACUUUCAACCCAUCCAACAAACGUAACGCCUUUCCAUCUGUUAACCGAAAAAAAACCGGAAAUAGGAGCAGAAAAUUAAUGGCACUUAACGGAGAGACCAAAACCGAGUCAACCAACGGAGAGGCAAAAACCGAGUCGAAGAAUGGAGAACAAGUGAGCCGGCAUCAAGAGGUUGGCCACAAGAGUCUUUUGCAAAGUGAUGCUCUAUAUCAGUAUAUUCUUGAAACAAGUGUGUAUCCAAGGGAACCGGAACCCAUGAAGGAGCUUAGAGAGGUCACCGCGAAACAUCCAUGGAAUAUUAUGACAACAUCCGCCGAUGAAGGGCAAUUUUUGAACAUGUUAUUAAAGCUAGUGAAUGCUAAGAACACCAUGGAGAUUGGUGUUUUCACCGGUUACUCUCUUCUCGCUACCGCCCUUGCUCUUCCCGAUGAUGGGAAGAUUUUGGCGAUGGAUAUAAACCGAGAAAACUAUGAAAUGGGACUUCCUAUUAUAGAGAAGGCUGGAGUUGCACACAAAAUCGAGUUUAAAGAAGGCCCUGCCAUGCCUAUUCUUGAUGAGAUGAUUGCGGAUGAAAAAUAUCAUGGGACAUUCGAUUUCAUAUUUGUUGAUGCUGAUAAGGAUAACUAUAUCAACUACCACAAACGGUUAAUAGAUUUGGUUAAGGUAGGUGGGUUGAUUGGUUACGACAACACCCUGUGGAAUGGCUCGGUGGUUUCCCCACCAGAUGCCCCGAUGAGAAAGUAUGUCAGAUAUUAUAGAGAUUUCGUGCUAGAGUUUAACAAAGCAUUAUCUGCUGAUGCAAGGAUCGAAAUAUGCAUGCUUCCUGUUGGUGACGGAAUUACCCUUUGUCGCCGAAUCAAGUGAUUUUUACAUGUAAUUUUCACCAAACGUGGAAGAUCGAAUAUUGUGCGUUAGCCAAACCCUCCCCCCAAUUGAAUAUGUUUUCUUUAUAAUUUCUUUAUUACAAUGUUUUAAUAUAAUACUUAUAAAAUGAAUUAUGGUGGGGUCCCAUUAUCGCAUAUGUCAUGAACUUAUUAUGCCGUC
This is a messenger RNA of Helianthus annuus (common sunflower), 1066 nucleotides long. Its product is annotated as caffeoyl-CoA O-methyltransferase 1. Gene Ontology annotation, molecular function: S-adenosylmethionine-dependent methyltransferase activity; O-methyltransferase activity. Lineage: Eukaryota; Viridiplantae; Streptophyta; Magnoliopsida; Asterales; Asteraceae. The transcript has 5 exons. The record is from RefSeq and is a predicted model, not a curated record. The coding region runs from base 101 to 886 and encodes 261 amino acids.